GAAAAAAGCUUGCUAACAUUAGUAAAGGGCCUUCCUUUCCCCUUUUUUAUAUAGGCGAGAGUCCAAGAAUAUCAUAAUUUUGCGGCAGAUACAUGAAGUUUUUGAGGAAAGUACCAUCAAUUCCUCAAGAGAUAAUCUUUGAAGUAUUUUCAUGGCUUCCCGUCAAGUCUUUAAUGCGUUUCAGGUGUGUUUCAAAAUUUUGUAACUCCCUUGUAUCCGAAUUGGAUUUCGUGAAUAUUCAUCAAUGUCGCUCUGUGAUUCGCCCAGGCGGAACCAAACUGCUUGCGCGCGAAAAAAACGCUUUGUACACUAUAGAACAAGACGAAGUUGGAAAAUCCUCCUUUCUUCAUAUUGACGAUUUUGAUGAACUCUGCACCUAUUUCGGUUCGACUACUACCAAGUUGGAGUGUGUUAAUGGUUUGUUUUGCUUCUGGAGGACAGGACAACAACCUAUUUUAAUUUGUAAUCCCAGUACAAGAAAAGUAAGAUUUCUUCCUAUCAUAGAUGUGAAUCAUGCUAUGUGUCACUAUUCAUUUGGUUUUGAACCAGAAGAAAAGAUUUAUAAAGUUCUAUUCACAUGCAUUGAAUCCUUCACGAACGGGUAUUCAGAUAUAUACACAAGAAAUUGGGUUUUCACUUUGGGUGGCACAAACAUUUCGUGGAAGGAGAUUGAAAACAUUCCCCAAUUUUAUUGUUUUACGGGGGGAGUUUGCAUCAAUGGAGUUAUUUAUCUAUUGAAUGGUUUUCAUCGCAAGAAAAAUAUAGUUGCAUUCGAUUUGAAAACCGAAAGUUCCAGAGCUAUUACAUUGUGGGAAGCUUUACAUCACACCAAAAUUCAGUAUAACCUAAUGGAAGUGAAAGGAAAAUUAGCCAUCCUUGAAAAUAAGAUGAAUGGAGAAUUUAAUUUGUGGAUUUUAGAAAAGGGUCAACAUGAAGAAUGGGAGAGGCAUAUCAUUAUUGGCUUUCCCUUGGUUUAUAAGGAGAUGCGAUUCCAUAGUAUGUAUUUUUGUCCUCCGACAUACGACGGUGAAAUUAUAUUCGUUGAUAAAGUGAAGUGCAAGAAGUUCUCUUACUUAUGUUAUGAUAUUACAAGAAAAACUUGGAGAAAACGUAAAGUAAAGGGAGCUCUUGAAAAAUAUUCUAUUGAAGGCAUUUAUAGAUGCGUAGAAAGCCUCUUCCCAUUAAAAACAGUUUGCAACACUCCUUAA
This is a messenger RNA of Lycium ferocissimum, 1208 nucleotides long. RefSeq names its product F-box protein At1g47810-like. Gene Ontology annotation, molecular function: protein binding. The transcript has a single exon. The record is from RefSeq and is a predicted model, not a curated record. NCBI's taxonomy places the organism in Eukaryota, Viridiplantae, Streptophyta, Magnoliopsida, Solanales, Solanaceae. The coding region runs from base 93 to 1208 and encodes 371 amino acids.